Aspergillus wentii DTO 134E9 is the source of this 3225-nucleotide messenger RNA. RefSeq lists its product as uncharacterized. The transcript has 7 exons. The record is from RefSeq and is a predicted model, not a curated record. Lineage: Eukaryota; Fungi; Ascomycota; Eurotiomycetes; Eurotiales; Aspergillaceae. Bases 1 to 3225 code for a protein of 1074 amino acids.
AUGGAAGAAAAGGGAUUCGACUCCCAGCCCAGAAGCACGGGGACGACCGAGGAAGUUGAAUAUACCGGGCCUUCCCACAAGAAAGACCACAAAGAUGACCUCUGCAAAUUGCUAUCCAUUGUUUGGGCUGAGGAUGGGAUCAUUCCUAUCGCGCUUUUCAGAGAAUCAUGCAAGCCUCAAUCUGAAUGGAGCUGGGAUGGGGAGCUCCACGAGCGACGUUCAGCUCUCUGGACAUUUCCACCCUGGCUAGAGGCCAGUCUUGCGCGGUUUGAAGAUGGAAGUACCUCUAGCCAGCAGUGGAAGGGCUGUCAUAUUGAGAACAUGGUGUUUGGCAAGGGAAUCGUCAUCGGGAAAGAGUGUAAAAAUAUUAAUCUUUCGGGUAUUCCGUAUCAGGAGCAGCAUUUCAAUAUCCUCACAAUUGCCCUACAGGCCCUUCCCGAUCAAUACAGCGAGGUUCUAUGGCAGGCAAAGGAGGAUCAGCUGUGGGAUGUCAUCGAGACAACAUGUCUUCCUUUCUUGCUCCCACACAUCCCGUACCUUUUGCAUCUGACCAAGUUUCUCGUCCGGGUUCGCAACCGUAAUAGACACAGUCUACGUACAUGCCCCGCUGGACAUGCCCAGGAAAUCCUGCAAAUUCUCCGACGAGAAACGAGCCAUUAUGAAAAGGCAGAUCUGAACUAUCUUGAGCUUGCAGCGGAUCUGUGUGAGAUUCUGAGUGCACGCCGUCGUCCACCGCUGGAGAUGCUAGAAGACGUCAAGAAGCUCGCCUUUGAUCGGAAAGAUAUACUCGAUAGAAGGAUGGUUUCAGAGAUCGGAUUCACCCUGUUUGAUAUCGCCAAGACCAAGAAUGGAACGGGAGCAGCCAUGCAGUCCUGGGAUAUCUCCUGGUGGUUUUCACUGAUACAGAAACAUCCUUCGACGAUGGAGUGCAUAGCCAUGUCACUCAAUCUGCCCGAUGAUGCUUUGAUUAACAGGCUUCAGGAUUGGCAUUUGAAUAUCGAUGCAAAAGCUGUUAUUGGAAUGGUAGCCACAACGAAAGAGUCGCAUUCGGAGGCAAUCCGCAUACUGGACACGGCAAUUCCAGACGUCAAAGCGAGGUACGGCGUUCAAUCCAUCGAGACUCUCGUAGUCGCUACAGCCCUUGUCAUAUCGUGCAAUAUCCUGCUUCAACACGAUGUGGCUGAAAGGUGGGCGCGAGUGAUCCUUGGACAAUCGUCACGGAGUGAAAAGAGCUCCGCGGAUACUCAGCACGCGGAUCUUGAGUGGGCAAAGAGAAUCGUGAAAGGGGAGACUGCACCCGCUCGUUUUGUCCAUCUGCUCACUGCACUGGCAGAUUUUUUCACUUGCCGGGAAUCAUACGCUGCUGCUGAAAGCCUUCUCGAGCGAGUCAUUACAAUUGACACCAGGAUCAAGCCGAAAACGAGAAUGAUUACAUAUCUCAUGAUUCUAGGAAUGUAUGAAAAGCGUGGAGACCGGAUGGAGGAACCGAAAACAUGGAAAUACCUCCAGCAGGCUGUCAAAAUCCUCAAAUAUGUAUCUUUGGAGCAGCAAGAUAAGUGUCUGGAGGAGACUGUCCGUAUUUUCCUCUCCCUUGAUCGAUAUAACCGAGCGAAUCUACAGAGAGCAGGAGAAAUCCUCCAUUCACUGUUUCUCGCCACAAGGCUCAGAUGUAGGAAUGUGCAGCGUGGGAGGCUCCGUGAAAUUGCAGAGAGACUCAAUAUCUUGUGCCUCUGUGGUUCCCCCAUGAUGUUGGGACAGAAAAUCCUUGAUCUGUUUCCCCAAGCCCAUCCCAGGAUAAUUGAAAGAAUAUCUGAAGUCAGCUGGGCCAGAGGUGUCCAUAUAUACUGUUCCCACCCGUCUUCUUCGUCGAGAUAUAUUGACAUUGACGUUCAAUCGCGCGGCUUUGAAGAGCCUGCGUUGCGGCCUUCCUGGACCAGUAAUCCGCGCUCGUUGGCCACUCUGCUCGAGACGGUUCAGCGAAGAUGUCCGAUUUGCAAGAACCGAUUUCCUGUUGGCAUGACCAAGGCACAGAAAGAACACCAUAUCAUGCUCGAUCUAAGCCCAUAUAUCUGCCCUUUCCCGGAUUGCUGGCAGGGAAGCGCCUGCCACUCAUCGAAGUCUACGUAUGCAGCUCACCUCUUCCAGCAUCUUACCAGUGUGUUCUAUACCUGCUGCCGGUGUAAGACAUCAUAUACGAGAUCCGACAACCUUGCCUAUCAUCUGCGUUGCUACUACGGCGUGAAAGAACCCACCGUGGAUUUAGAUUAUCAUGUCAUUCACCCUCCAAGGAAUGCGAAAAUGAUGAAGUGUCCCCUGUGUUUUGAGAUUCUGGAUAUCACGGCCUUUCUAGAGCAUAUAUGUCAUCACAUGGAAACUGUGGCAAUGUCCUGUGUUCCAGAUAUCAAACAUACAAGAUGGAUCCCCUCCUUGGGCAUCAUUAAUACCGGACCCGGGGUUCCUAAUCCCCCGCCACCCAUGCCGGCGGUGGAUGAUUUCGCACCGAGUAUAUUCGAGUUCAUGACGGAAAGAAACCCAAGUCCGCAGAUUGACCCGCAGGGAGCUCUCCCCCCGGUGCCCAGGUUGAAUACAGACAUCCGCCCCCCUGGCGAUUCAACGCCUACUCAAGAAGACAGGGUGGAAAUUUACUGCGAUGAUUGGUGUGUGGAUGCAAGAUACAAGCGCCCAAGAAAUACACAAAGAUUCUUCCGGGUCGGCAAGGUAUUUUCUAUUGUACGUCGUGAUUCUUCCUGGAAUAAUGCCAUCAAAGACAUUACGCGAGCCACGCCCGAAAUGCGGGUUCAUUCCUACAUCCAGCGGCUGAUUGUUGUCUGGGAACAAAAUGAUUGCUGCUGGUGCGUACCCAUCACCACCUAUGGCGGCAAAGGAGUCGUCCAGGCAGGCGUAGACCCUUCCAAGCAUGCCGUCCUUUUCGUCCGUGGCAGCAUACCCUAUACAUCGCCAGAAGAACCACCCAUGGGCAAGUCACCGAUAGAAAUCAUCCCGUCGAUCCCGAUACGUGAAAUGCUCAUGUUUCGGGUUAAUUUCGGCAGGGUGCAUACGAUCGAGCAUAACGCGACAGUACUUGACAUCGGAGAUGUGAGUAGAGAGUCACUGCCUACGCUGCUAGAUCAUUUCAAGGAGGAACUCGUGUACUCGGGGCUGCAUUAUCGGUCUUCGGAUUUUUCUGCGCGGACAUUACUCAAAUACUGGAGGAGGAAGGAUUGA